UUCCCACGUGACAAGGUUGUACAGUACGUCAAAAAUAUUGUUUCUCACUGGGUGAUACACACAUUAAGAAUGCCUGAUCGAUCCUUCAUUAUUCAAAGCGCUUUCGUUUUUGGAACGACGCUGACAAUAGGAGUGUUAACAGAGAUUAUCUAUCAAGGUUUGACAUGGUGGAGAACACGAAGGAAAGAAAAGAACCAAUUUUCAAAAGUUUUAUUCUUCCCUGACAGAGAAGUAGCUUGUAAGGCUCACUUUCAAACAAGAGAAGGCUGUAGUCAUGUAAACUGCAGAUAUUCCCACAAGGACACAUCGCUCAGUGAACUCUACAAGCACCUUGGCAGGGCUGAACACAGUCUAGAUGUGUGUGUGUUUGUGAUAUGUUGUAAGGAUCUGGCAGACAUACUGAUUCAGCUGCACAAGCAAGGGAAGAUGGUCAGGAUUAUCACGGAUGAUGAACAGAUGGAGAUGCCGGGUUCACAAAUAUGGCGAUUCAGGAAAGAAGGUAUCAGUGUUCGGACUGAUCAUUCAUCAUUCUUUAUGCACCACAAGUUUGUUAUUGUGGACAAGAAGAUUCUCAUCAAUGGUUCCUUCAACUGGACAAGGAUCGCCAUCACAGGCAACCAGGAGAAUCUGCUCAUCACAAACAACCCUGACUUUGUCGUAGCAUACCAGAAGGAGUUUGAAAAACUCUGGAAAGAAUUUGAUCCAAGAAACUUUAAUAAAUCAGACUUGCAUAGAAGGAAAAAUCAGCCGCCCAACUCUUCAACAGCUAGCUGGGACUGAUGCUAGGCUGAGCUGCAAUUUUAGCUGUCACCUUUUAGAAUUCUUAUCACAUGAUCAUUCAACUGCAGCCACUUCAUUUUUAUAUGUUUUAACCCAUUUUUACCUGUUUUAAUCACAUUGAAGGAACCUGUGAAGAUCCGGGGUAGAAUAGGUCUUCAGCAACCCAUGCUUGCUGUGAAAGGCGACUAUGCUUGUGGUAAGAGGCGACUAAAUGGAUCGGGUGGUCAGGCUCGCUGACUUUGUUG
Messenger RNA from Haliotis rufescens (red abalone), 1025 nucleotides. RefSeq names its product mitochondrial cardiolipin hydrolase-like. Gene Ontology annotation, biological process: piRNA processing. NCBI's taxonomy places the organism in Eukaryota, Metazoa, Mollusca, Gastropoda, Lepetellida, Haliotidae. The transcript is spliced from 2 exons. The record is from RefSeq and is a predicted model, not a curated record. Gene Ontology annotation, molecular function: RNA endonuclease activity producing 5'-phosphomonoesters, hydrolytic mechanism; metal ion binding. Gene Ontology annotation, cellular component: mitochondrion. The coding region runs from base 70 to 780 and encodes 236 amino acids.